Rhododendron vialii is the source of this 1408-nucleotide messenger RNA. Its product is annotated as B-box zinc finger protein 21-like. Gene Ontology annotation, molecular function: zinc ion binding. Gene Ontology annotation, biological process: photomorphogenesis; regulation of DNA-templated transcription. NCBI's taxonomy places the organism in Eukaryota, Viridiplantae, Streptophyta, Magnoliopsida, Ericales, Ericaceae. The transcript has 3 exons. Gene Ontology annotation, cellular component: nucleus. Bases 99 to 977 code for a protein of 292 amino acids. The record is from RefSeq and is a predicted model, not a curated record.
UGCUAUCUUUUUCCUCUCUCUCUCUCUCUCUCUCUCUCUCUCUCUCUCUCAUAAAGUCAGACGACAACUACAAGCUUUGAAGCUUCGGAACCAACUAAAUGAAGAUCCAGUGCGACGUCUGUACCAAAGACGAAGCGUCGGUGUUUUGCACGGCCGACGAAGCAGCCCUCUGCGACGGCUGCGACCACCGCGUCCACCAUGCCAACAAACUCGCCGGAAAACACCACCGCUUCUCUCUCCUCCACCCUCCUUCCCCCACCCACUUCCCCCUCUGCGACAUCUGCAAGGAGAAGAGGGCUUUCUUGUUUUGCCAACAAGACAGGGCGAUUCUAUGCAGAGACUGCGAUUUUCCGAUACACAAAGCGAACGAGCACACCCAGAAUCACAACAGGUUCCUCCUCACCGGAGUUAAGCUCUCCGCCACCGCCACCGUCUACUCUUCGGCCACCGCCUCUGAUUCGGUCCCCGAUGUCAAGUCCCAAAAGGGUGCUCAAAUCUCAAUCGAAAAACCCAUUUCGGUUAAACCGGCAAUAAUUCACAAUUCACUGUCCGUCGCCGCCACAGUAAAAACCACGGCGGUGGGAACGAAUAUCAGUAGCAUAUCGGAGUACUUGAUAGAGACGAUACCGGGGUGGCGCGUUGAAGACCUUCUUGAUUCUCCUCCUCCCUCCUCCUUCGGUUUGUCUGAGGCUGUUGGUGAUGUGUUGCCGAUCUGGGAUGUGGAUUUGGAGAGCAAUCAUCUGCGUUGUUCAUUCUCUUCGCCCGAAGCGCUUCCGACGCUGCCAAUUUUCCCGACCCAUCAAUGCCCAUCUUCGAACAUUUCAUUUGGAGGCCAAAUAAGCUUCAAAGAGUCCAAAGAAGUAGUAACAAACAGGAUUAAAUCUAGCAGAAAGUGGAGAGACGAUGGCUGUUUCAUUGUUCCUCAGAUUAGCUCUCCUUCCAAUCCUAGCUCCAAGAGAUCUAGAACCUUCUGGUAGUAAUAAUUUUAUUCACGUAAUCCUUCGCUAGGACCUUCCGGUUCCACUCUUAGUCAUCACACCGUGUAGACAUUCUCAAUCAUCGCUCUCGUGAGCUGGAGUAGUUUGAGAUCUUUCAUGCGUGCUCCCCAUCAUAAAUGCACACGCACGUUAUGAGACUUAGAUAAUCAUAAUUAUUAGACCCAAAACUCUCUCUCUCUCUCUCUCUCUCCCUCCUAGUUUUCAGUGGUUUUAAUUUGUAGCUUUCUCUUUUGCUGUUUUGUCUGGGUUUUUUCUGCUGUGGAUCUUCUGAUCUGUGUUGUGCAUCAUAAUUUCCCAUGUACUUGUAAUUUGCAAGCUGCAGACGGUGGGUCUUUUAUUUGUAAUGUCUUUUUCGAGUAGGUGAAUCCUUUAAUGAAGAAUGUUGGAUCUGGUACGAGAAAUUGUACUGA